UGCCACCACUCUUGUUGCAUACAAACACAAGCCAAGCCCGGUGAUCUAGCAACCAUAGUAGCACUACUAGUAGUAGUAGUAGUAACAGUAGUCAUUUCAAUCCACCUUAGUUUUCUUUCUUGUUGAGAAGCCACAGCCCAGUCAAGCAUGAGUUCAUCGUGGACAUUCAAGCAGAAUAAGGUGUUCGAGGUGGCGCUAAACAAGUACGACAAGGACGCGCCAGACUACUUCCAGAACGUGGCGCGGGAGGUUGGCGACGGCAAGUCGGUGGAGGAUGUGAAGAAGCACUUCGCGGAGCUGGAAAAAGACGUGAACGAGAUUCAUACAAACGGUGCCGGCAGCAGCAGCAACAACACCAAGGGCGGUGGCAGCAGCGAUGGGCAGAGGUAGCCAAGGUACCUGAAGAGCCAGUGAUCGCUGGGCUGGUACAAGACUCGAGCACAGCUAGCAUCCUGCCUGCCUUUCCAGCAUGAAACCAGUACUAUCUACACUACUAGAUACACAUGACCCCAUGGUGAUCGUUAUCGGGUCAUAGCUCUCGGAUGAUGAUGGCACUACGACAAGAAUAAAGUCCGAGACAUAAUCAAGUGCCGCAUCGGAGCUGUAUCUUCCGUAUAUUUUGUACGCAUUGUCUUCGUGUAUAUGACCCACGCCACGAGCCAUGUCCCCAGCUAUGCGUGUAGCAGUGGCACCGCCGGAGGUAUCGGACGGGACGGGCGCUUGUAUGCUGGUGCAGUGGUCUGUCUCCCAGUCGAAUCUGUUACCUGAUAUAUAUAUUUGUCUAAUGGAAAUUCUGGUCUACGGACUACUUAUUGC
This is a messenger RNA of Triticum aestivum (bread wheat), 816 nucleotides long. Its product is annotated as protein RADIALIS-like 4. The record is from RefSeq and is a predicted model, not a curated record. Lineage: Eukaryota; Viridiplantae; Streptophyta; Magnoliopsida; Poales; Poaceae. Gene Ontology annotation, molecular function: DNA-binding transcription factor activity. The transcript is spliced from 2 exons. The coding region runs from base 148 to 390 and encodes 80 amino acids.